AUGAAAAUAUUCUGGCUCAGACCAUCUGCAGGUGAUUAACAAUAAGAAACAAUAGUUUAUAAGAAAUAAUAAUAGGAGACAAAUAAAUAAGAAGCAUCUUAGAAAAGAGAAUCAACAAAAUUUCCAUUUCACUUGAGUUUGGAAAAAGCGAAAAAAAUAAUUGAAAAGUAAACAUUUAAUAAAUAUAAUAGUGUGAACAAUAAUAUCUUGUGUGAUUAAGUUUAAAUUGUUUUAAAUGCAUCUUCUAAAAAUUGGAUGUAGUUACAUAUAAAUUUAAAAAAUUUAGAAACUUGUAAUGAUUUUUUUAACAUUCACGUUAAUUCACUAUUUUUAUAAUUAGCUGAAUAAAUAUUUAAGAAAGAAAAUGAAAUUUAUUUAAUAAAAACAUUAGUUAUUACUUUAGAUUAUUACAUGAAUAUUGAAACAUUUUUAUUGUUUUUAUAUUGGAGAUUGCUAAGAAACAAAGAGGAGUUGAUAUUAAUAGAAAAAAUUUUAGACUAAAUAAUAAAAAUUAGAUAUAUUUGUUUAAAUGUAGAUUAUUUAAUGGAACACUUCAUUCAUUUCUUAUUUGAUAACAGGAUAGAAUUGAGACAGCUCAGAUAAUAUGAAAUUAUUCCAAGACCCUUAAUUGGUUAUGAAGAAAUGGAUUUAUUUUAAUUAGAUCCUACAUUAUUAGGAAAUGCAAUUACAGAAAUAAAUGAAGAAUUUUAUUCUUAGUUACAAUUUAAUAAUUUACUUACCAAUUUAGAUUAAGCAAAAUAGAGUGGAUUUUUAACAGAAUAUUUUGAUAGAGUAAACUCUUUUUCAUUAUAUAUUCAAACAAUUAUUUUAAAUAAAAAGGAUAGAAAAAAGGCAAUAGAUUAUUUCUAUGAAGUUUGUUUAGAGCUUUGCAAAAAUGAAGAUGGUGAAGGAGUAUUUUUAUUGUUUACUUUAAGUAUUGAAAGAUUAGAUUAGGAUUUAUUAAAUACUAUAUAAUAUAUAAGUCCAAUUUAAUAAUAGAUACUUAUUGAUAUGACUAAAACAUUUGUAUGUAAUAAGCAUAUAUAUACACCAACAAAUACUAAGAAACUUUAUCCUAUUCCAUCAUUUUAUCAUUUUUGGACUAAAUUAAAGAAACUAGAAAUAGCAGCUUAGUAAAGCAAAAAUUUAAAGUAUAUUGAUCAAAUUCGAAAUAUACUUUUAGAUUUAAUGUUUAUUCGUGAAUCAAAUAGAUCUAGAUUGCUUACUAGAAAAAAUGAAAGUGAUCCACUUUUAAAAUAUUUCUUAUUAAAAGGACAUCAAACAUAAUUAUCUCAAAUUUUAGAAAUUCCUAUAGGAAAUUGGAAUUAAAUGUAAUUAAAAUUAAUGAAAUUGGCAUCAAAUUGA
Molecule: messenger RNA, 1365 nt
Organism: Paramecium sonneborni
Lineage: Eukaryota; Ciliophora; Oligohymenophorea; Peniculida; Parameciidae
Source: the annotation of a GenBank genome assembly